AUGCGAUCAAAUAUCCUGAGCGCAGCCUCUCUUCUUGCUGGGUGCACUUUGCAUCUCCCCGGCAGUGCUAACCACUUUGUCCGAAGAGAGCAGGCGGCCAAUGCGGUCUACAAGGAUGCUUCGGCUUCAAUUGACGCCAGGGUAUCCGAUCUUCUUUCACGAAUGACCAUAGAGGAAAAGACGGCCCAGCUCAUCCAAGGAGACGUCUCGAACUGGAUCAACACAACCACCAACGCGUUCAAUCAGACGGGCCUCGAAUGGAACUUUCGAGUUCGUGCGGGACAGUUUUACGUUGGCUAUCCCAUGCCAGCCGAAUGGAUCAGCAAUGGCAUCAAAAUUGGCCAGGACUACCUCAUGCACAAUACAACACUGGGCAUACCAGCACUGGUUCAGACGGAGGCCAUCCAUGGCUUGUUGGUGGGCAAUGCAACAAUCUACAACAGCCCAAUCGGGCAAGCCUGCUCAUUCGACCCCGAAUUGAUCAAUGAGAUGGCGGUGGCCAUUGCGAAGGAGGCUCUAGCUCUGGGCAUCAACCAACUGUUUGCGCCACUAGCCGACCUGGCACGCGAGCUACGUUUCGGAAGAGUAGAAGAGACGUACGGCGAAGAUCCUUUUCUGGCGGGAGAAAUGGCGUAUGAGUAUGUCAAAGGCGUGCAGAGCCUCAACGUAAGCGCUACCGUCAAGCACUUUGCAGGGUUCAGCAAUCCUGAGCAAGGGCUCAAUACCGGACCGGUUCAUGGCGGCGAAAGAGAACUGAGGACGGCAUGGCUUCCCCCGUUCAAGCGCGCCAUCAUUGACGCUGAUGCUUGGAACAUCAUGGGAGCAUACCACUCCUACGACGGCAUCCCAUCAAUAGCCGAUGGCCAUCUUCAAGAGACAAUCCUAAGGGAUGAAUGGGGUUAUAAAUACUGGCUUACUUCAGAUGCGGGAGCGACAGAUCGUCUAUGCUGCAGCUUUAAGCUCUGCCAGUGCAAGACCAAGGACAAGCCCAUUGACAGCGAGGCUGUGACACUCAUGGCUCUCCCGAACGGCAACGACGUGGAAAUGGGGGGAGGAUCUUAUAAUUAUGCCGAGAUACCCCGGCUGGUGGACGAAGGAAAACUCGAUAUCAAGAUUGUCGACAGGGCCGUCAGUCGGCAGCUCCGCGCCAAGUUCCAGCAAGGCCUCUUCGAACACCCCUACCAAGGUGUCCCUGCGGACAAGAUUGACUCGAUCAUUCACACUGACGAACACGUUGCGUUGGCACGGAAGCUAGAAGCCGAUUCUAUUGUCCUGCUUGAGAACAAGAACAAGACUCUUCCGCUGUCAAAGUCUGCCAAUAUCGCCGUCAUCGGACCUAUGGCUAACAUUACAAACCUCGGCGACUACGUCGUGUAUCGUUCGCAGUACAAUCCCACCAAUGUCACGCCUUUUCAGGGCAUCCAGAGUGCCUCAAGUGGGAAAGUGACGUUCGCCCAAGGCUGUGAGCGCUGGUCAAACGAUCAGUCUGGGUUCGCUGAUGCAUUCGCCGCAGCCAAGGCAGCGGACGUCGCAGUAGUCGUUGUGGGUACAUGGUCGCGUGACCAGCAGGAGCUCUGGCAAGGCCUCAAUGCCACAACCGGCGAGCACGUUGAUGUCGCAUCGCUGAAUCUCGUCGGCGCCAUGGGUCCGCUCGUCCAAGCAAUCAUCGAAACCGGAAAGCCCACUGUUGUCGUGUACUCGUCUGGCAAACCCGUCACUGAACCCUGGAUUUCCAAUGAGGCAGCCGGACUCUUGCAAAUGUUCUAUCCCGGCGAGCAGGGCGGUAACGGUCUCUCCGAUGUACUCUUUGGCGACGUUACACCCUCAGGCAAGCUUUCCGUUUCGUUCCCCUACGACGUGGGAACACUACCUAUCUACUACGACUAUAUGAAUAGUGGCCGUUCCACCGAUGCUGGCGCCAUUCUGACAAAUGGCACACUGAAAUUCGGCCAUCAAUACGUGCUCAACACGCCGCAGCCGUUAUACGAAUUCGGAUAUGGCCUUUCGUAUGCCAACUUUAGUUACUCCGACGUGAAGCUCUCCAAGACACAGGUUGGAUCAAGCGACACGGUUACUGUGACGGUAGCCGUGACCAACACGUCGCCCGUCGAUGGAAAGGAGGUCGUGCAGGUCUACGUGCAGGACGUAUUUGCCAGUGUGGUGGUGCCCAACAAGGAACUCAAGGGGUUCAAGAAGGUCAUGGUCAAGGCGGGUGAGACAGUAAAUGUAUCCAUCGACCUCGACGUAUCCAAUUGGGGUGUCUGGGAUAGGAAGAUGCAGUAUGUGGUUGAGAAGGGGGAUUUCAUUGUCCAUGUUGGCUCGAGUUCCUUGGACUUGAGGGUGAACGGCACUGUUACGGUGGUGUGA
This is a messenger RNA of Exserohilum turcica Et28A, 2367 nucleotides long. RefSeq names its product glycoside hydrolase family 3 protein. Bases 1 to 2367 code for a protein of 788 amino acids. Gene Ontology annotation, biological process: glucan catabolic process. Gene Ontology annotation, molecular function: beta-glucosidase activity. The record is from RefSeq and is a predicted model, not a curated record. NCBI's taxonomy places the organism in Eukaryota, Fungi, Ascomycota, Dothideomycetes, Pleosporales, Pleosporaceae. The transcript has a single exon.